Acanthosepion pharaonis is the source of this 1302-nucleotide messenger RNA. The record is from the annotation of a GenBank genome assembly. NCBI's taxonomy places the organism in Eukaryota, Metazoa, Mollusca, Cephalopoda, Sepiida, Sepiidae.
AUGUUUGCUGGCAUUUUCUUUUUCUCUCAACAACUCAUUCCCUUAUUUUCCCCUCAGACUUUCUAUCCCUCUUUCAUUAGCUCACUUUUUCUCUGUUUUUCUCUGUCUCUCUUGAUUACUCACUCUUUCUGUCCAACAUAUUUUCUGUCUAUCUUUUACAUUAGCUCUCUCUUUCUGUCUCUCUCUCUCUCUCUCUCUCUCUCUCUCAUUGAUUCACUCAUUCUCUCUCAAUCCUUUUCUCUCUCUGUUUGUCUCUCCCAAUUCAUUCUUUUUGUCUCUCUCUCUCUCUCAUUGAUUUUUUAUUCACUCUCUCUCACCAGCUCAUACUUUCUCACUGUCUCUUUAUUUGUUUCUCUCACUUUCUCUCUCUUACCAGUUCAUUCUCUCUUUUAUUGUCUAUCUCUCAUGUUAACUCAUUGUUUCUGUCUGUCUCUCUCAUUGAUUCAUCUGUUCUUUCUCUCUUUUAUUAAUUCCUUCUUUCUUUGUCUGUCUGUUUGCCUCUCUCCCUCAUCAGUUCACUCAGAUAUUUUUUUAUCGAUCUCUUUCAUUGGAUCAUUCUUUCUGUUUGUCUCUCAUUCUCUUUCACUAGUUCACACUGUCUCUUUUUCUCUCUCUCUCUCUAUUGUUUACCAGCUUUCUCUGUCACUCUCAAAUCAGCUCACUCUUCCUCUCCAAUUUGAGUUUUCUGUUUAUCAGUUUCACUCACAAGUUAACUUUCUUUCUCUUUAUUACACUCUCUUUUUCUGUUGUUUACUAACUCACUAUUUCUGUCUGUCGGUCACUCUAUGUUGCUUACCAGCUUGCUAUUUUUGUCUGUCUCUCUCACCAGCUAAUUCUUUCUUUUUCACUAACUCACAGUUUUUCUCUGUCUCUUUCAUCACACUUUCUCUCAUUCUCUCUUACUUGCUUACUAGCUCUCUAUUUCUAUCUUCCUCUUUCACUUGUUCCCUCAUUAAUUUACUGUCUUUCUCUCUCUAUUGCCAACCAGCUCACAAUUUCCAUGUUUCUCUCUCACCAGCUUACUCUCUCUAUCUGUCUAUCUCUCAAUACCUCACUCUUUCACUCUUCAUUUUCCUUUCUUUCCCUUCUCUAUCUCUCAUCCUCCUCCUCUUCUCUUUCUCUCUCUCUCUCUCUCUCAUUUCCUUUCUUGUUCUGUCUGCUCCUUUUUUCUUUCUCAGUUCCUUUUUUCUCUCUUUCUUUAAUUCUUUUACUUUUCUCUAUCUCUUUGCUGCCAUUUUACAAGUUGCUCUUUACUUUUUGAGCAGAUUGUUUACAAUGCUUGCAAACACCUCCCUCUCCUGA